This is a messenger RNA of Aspergillus steynii IBT 23096, 2770 nucleotides long. RefSeq lists its product as uncharacterized. The coding region runs from base 107 to 2641 and encodes 844 amino acids. The record is from RefSeq and is a predicted model, not a curated record. Lineage: Eukaryota; Fungi; Ascomycota; Eurotiomycetes; Eurotiales; Aspergillaceae. The transcript has 4 exons.
CAACGCCGACCCUGCCGACUCAGUGCGACAUUCAUCGCAUCGAAAUUCCCAGCGCGUACUGGGCCCUCAUUUUUUUUCACCUCAUGAUUCCCAUGCGUUGCCCACAAUGACCCAGGACAUGGAAACGUUUAGCGCCCGCCUUGCCAGCUUCGACCUGGUGCUGCAGCCGGAGAAGCGACGAGGAUCGAGCGCGAAGACCGCGAAAGCGAUCGCCUGGCCUCACAGGAGGCCUUCGCCUGCUGAAUUGGCGCAUGCGGGUUUCUUUUAUAACCCCUACGAAACCAACCCCGAUAAUACAACAUGUUUCCUCUGUCGGAGAGCGCUCGAUGGAUGGGAAGAAGAGGACAAUCCGAUCACCGAACAUCUGAAGCAUUCCCCAGACUGCGGAUGGGCUCUCAUGAUGGACAUUCAGCAGCACAGUUCCAACCCCGCAGAGAUUGAAGAUCCAACAAGCGACACGAUAAGACAGGCGCGAUUGGCCACGUUUGGUGAACUGUGGCCACAUGACGGCAAAAAAGGCUGGGUCUGUCAAUCGGAAAAGAUGGUUGACGGCGGGUGGUAUUUUUGCCCGACCGAGGAAAGCGACGACCUGGCAAGCUGUGCCUACUGCAAAUUGUCGCUCGACGGAUGGGAACCCAAGGACAACCCCUUUGAUGAACAUUAUCGCCGCUCAUCGGACUGUUCGUUCUUCGUAUUUGCCCAGUCAGGUGGCAAGAAGAAAACAUCUCGCUCGAAAAAAGCGCGCACCUCCAAGGCUUCCCGCCAAUCGACUCAAUCUACUAUCUCCGAGGCACCUGUGUCGGACGUCGACGUGAUCGACCCCCCUAUGUCCCAAUCAACUACAAAAUCGAAAAGCACGAAGAAGUCGUCCAAGACUAAGACGAAAACCUCCAAGUCGAAGAAAGCCGAUCCCGAACCCAGCGCCGCAGAAAUGGAAAUCGACAACGGUGAACAACCUCAGCCUGAGGACCCCCAACCAAAGCGAGCCACCCGAGGCAAGAAGCGGGCCAGCGGUGAAGUCGAUUCUGACCAGGAGAGAUCCGGUGUUGCCAAUACCCAGGAUGUCGAGCAUGCCGAGGCCCCGACGAAAAAGAAGGCCAAAAAGUCGCGCGAGAGUGCUCAAGAACGCGGCGAGCAAGAGGAUCUCGUGAUUGCCGAUGCACAGCAGGAUGAGGAUGCCGCUCGGGAACCCCAGGAACCCCAGGAACAAGAAGAGCCUAAAAAGACCCGUGGAACCAGCAAGAAGAAGACAUCAUCCAAGUCGCGUAAAGCGAGCGAGUCGUCGACUGCUCAGCAGACUGCGAAGUCCGAAGAGCCCCAAGACGUCGAUAUGUACGCCGCCCUGGAAGCAGAGCUCGACCACGCUGGGUCGGCACAGUCCAACGAGGAGACCGAAAAGAAAACCGCGAAGAAGUCCAAGUCCAAGUCUAAGAAAAAGAAGAAGGACACGUCCCCGGAACCACCAGCUGAGGCUGUCGACCAAGUGGAACAAUCACAUCCGGGCGCUCCUGAAGAAACUCAAACGGCCGAGUCGCCGGUCCCCGAGGAACCUGCUCAGCCGAAAACAAAAAGGGAAUCAAGCCAGCGGGAAAAGUCAAGGGGUCGAAGCAGCUCUAGGCGAGUAACCGAAGAACCGACAGAACCAGCGAAGCCUGCCGAACCCGUUCCUGAACCGGAUCAUGAAUCGGACGAUGACAGGGAUGUGGAUGUAUCCCGGCACGAAUCAUUCGUCUCUGUGGAAAUUACAAAUAAGAAACCCGUGGAAGAUCCUCCGGCCGAGCCUGGUGACAAGGGCACGAAGAAGAAACAGAAACAAAAGACUUCGUUAGAGAAGACCAAAAAGCCGAAGAAGUCGUCAAAGACGGCACCGGAGCCAGUCCCAUCGGUCGAGGAACAGGUCGAGGAGCAGGUUGAAGAGCCCAAGGCCGAAGAACGAGUCCAGCCAGAAGAGCCCCCAAAGCCUCAGGACACCCAGGAGGCCGCCGAACCCGAACCCGAUUCACAGCCACCUCGGCGCAGAUCUUCUAGAGUGCCUCCUAAGACAGCCGAGCGAUACAGUGACAUUCCCGAGGAGAGGCAAUUUGCUAAGUCGCUUGCACAAUCACGCGGAUCCAGUGGCCAUGCCGCUCCAGAAGACGAUGUCAAGGCAGAUGAGCCUGAAGCUGUUUCCCCCAUUCCAUCUGCUUCGAAGAGCACUCCGUCGCUAUCACCACAAUCUUCGGACGCCGAAAACCGACCGCCGUUCAUGAAACCAUCAGCAUCCCGGGCCGUUGCGGCGUCCCCCUCUAAGCAGCCAUCUCUCCGGGUUCCGUUGGCGCCGAGUACCCCUUCACCAUCGAAACGCACUGCCAACGCGGGCGGUCUCAGCUCAUCCUGUCCUUGGAAAGCGAUUGACAUCGACGAGAUUCUGCUAGCCGGCAACAGCGACAAGGAAAACGUCGACAUCACCACUGCUCUGAGCAGCGUCAAAGGCGAUUUGACAAGCCCAGAAAAGAAGAUGACCGUGGAACAAUGGAUCACGUGGAAUGCAAAGAACGGAGAGGAGAGACUUCGACGCGAAUGCGAGAGGCUUGUUGGUCAAUUCGAAAAGGAAGGGGCACGGGCAAUGCGUGUGCUGGAGGGAAUUGAAUGCACGGAUUAGGACCUGAUAUUUACUACAUUUCUCGGAUUGGGAGGGCAUGGGAUAUGGACGGACGGCGUUGGAUAAAUCGUUAAUAUUGGUGCUUUACAACAUCUGGAGUACAAUUUUUGCCGCAAUAGCAGUCAGUAC